AUGGGGAAAGGAGGUAGUAGUGCGAAGGCAAACAAGAGUGGAACAAAGCAUCCUACCUAUGUGGGUGUGAGAAAGAGAAAGUGGGGGUUGUGGGCGUCAGAAAUCAGACAGCCGGGGAAGGAGAAGAGGAUAUGGUUGGGCUCAUUCCCCACAUCAGAGAUGGCAGCUCGUGCACAUGAUACAGCUGCACUUGCCUUGAGAGGGGAAUCCGCCAAUUUAAAUUUCCCUGACUUAAUUCAUUCGCUUCCUUGCCCUGCAACUUCCUCUGCAAGAGACAUCCAAGCGGCUGCAGUCGAAGCUGCUGCAGUAACUGUGAAAGAAAACAAUGUAAUGACGGAUUCAUGGCUGGAUUGGCCCAACUUGCUAAUGAACAUUACAGAUGGAGUGCUGAUCGGAUCUUCUUUCGUCUUUGGUAACCCCGUGACUGGAGAAGAAGAUCGAGAUGAUCAGUUUACAUCUCUUUGGGAUUUCAGUUAG
Messenger RNA from Cryptomeria japonica (Japanese cedar), 477 nucleotides. RefSeq names its product ethylene-responsive transcription factor ERF039-like. Gene Ontology annotation, molecular function: DNA-binding transcription factor activity; DNA binding. Bases 1 to 477 code for a protein of 158 amino acids. The record is from RefSeq and is a predicted model, not a curated record. Gene Ontology annotation, biological process: regulation of DNA-templated transcription. The transcript has 2 exons. NCBI's taxonomy places the organism in Eukaryota, Viridiplantae, Streptophyta, Pinopsida, Cupressales, Cupressaceae.